Molecule: messenger RNA, 1161 nt
Organism: Aureobasidium vineae
Lineage: Eukaryota; Fungi; Ascomycota; Dothideomycetes; Dothideales; Saccotheciaceae
Source: the annotation of a GenBank genome assembly
AUGGGCAAGGCAGGGCGCGCAGUGUGCAUCUUCACGCCGAUGGCGCUGACCAUUGCAUCCUUUGUCUGUGUUCUUCUCAUCAACCUGGGCGGCAUCAGCAAAUCCUCAACGACACUGAACAAUCUUCACUUCUUCAGCGCCGACUUUUCAAACUUCACAACCGACAGUAGUACACUGGGUACGGUGAUCAACCUGGCCAAGGAGGAGGGCUUCAUCUCCAACAAGUACGAGAUCUUCCUCUGGAACUACUGCGACAGCGGCAAUGGCACUAGCAGUCAGAACAUCACUCAUUGCUCGUCUCGCCAAACUGGUUUCUGGUUUAACCCCUACCAGGUGUGGAGUUUGGAGAAGGCUCUCAAUGCUACUGAAGACGCUGCCUCGGAUCUUGCAGGAUCUAGUGUUGACAGCAGCAUCAUCUCAAAGCUCGAAAGCUAUGUCUCGAGCAAUGCCGACGCUCUCUACGACGAGGUCCUCGACAGCAGUACCCGCAAGUCAAUCGCUCUGUACAAGAAGUUGAGCAAGUGGAUGUUCGCCGCCUACUUUGCAGGUCUAUGGGCCUUGGUCGUGACCAUUGUAUUCGGCAUAUUAGCCGUGUGCUCGCGCUUCGGCAGCUUCCUUACCUGGAUCUGCGCCAUCAUCUCUACGAUCCUCAUCUUUGGCGGCUCUAUUACCUCGACAGUUAUGUUCAGCAUUCUGGUCUCUACCCUGCAUGAAAAACUCAAGGACUACAAUGUCAAGGUUAGCUUGUCUACGCAUAUGCUGGGUGUUACAUGGCUCGCCACCGCCUUCAUCCUCCUCGCCACCCUCUUCUGGCUGUUCAGCUGCUGCUGCUGCUCCGGCAAGUCCAACCCGCACCACAGAAGCAACAAGGAAGCUCCCGCCGCCGAGCUCGGUCUCCCUACCUCUGGCUUCCUCAACAGAGGCCGCAGCACCAAAUCCGAGAAGAGCGGUACGGGUUAUCAGCGCGUUGAGUCUCCUUAUGCACACCAGCGUGGCGACUCUGACGCUGUGCCGCUUGCUCAUGUCAAUGGCGGUGCGGCGGACUCGUACUAUAAGCAGGAAACUGGGUAUGUGCAUGCGCCGCAGAGUCCUGUGUGGGAUGCGCGUGCUGCGCCUCGCUCAAACGGGGGUGCGUAUGAGCCUUAUCGCCACAACAACUAA